Molecule: messenger RNA, 1764 nt
Organism: Penicillium longicatenatum
Lineage: Eukaryota; Fungi; Ascomycota; Eurotiomycetes; Eurotiales; Aspergillaceae
Exons: 1
Coding region: 1-1764 (587 amino acids)
Source: RefSeq, a predicted model, not a curated record
AUGGAAGAGAAGCUCGCGGCACUGAAUCAUUGCAGGAAACCGCAGUCGCGACUGCUACUCCUGAAACGCUGGACUCUCCUGUCAUUGACGGCAUUGUUCGGGCUGCUGAUUGUAUCCAAGCUGAGCGGUCUGGUGAUAGAAUGGCGGCCGCGGUGCGGCCACAGAGAUCAAGUAUUCAAUGAACCCACUGAGCCGAUUAUCCAAGAUAAAAACGACGAUAUGUGGCAAACAUGUGGAGAUCUCUCGGGUAGCCCAGUGCAAUGCAGCAGUAUCGAAGUCCCGAUGGAUCAAUUCGACCCUGUAAAUUCAGGAAAUAAGACUUUCACCAUACCACUCAUCCGUCUCCCUGGCAAAAAAGGGAGUCCAACCCUUCUCACCAACCCCGGCGGACCUGGAGGGAGCGGUUUCGAGUUCCUAUAUCGCCGGGGCGAGCAGCUCAAGGCACUAAUUGGCGAUGGGUUCCAUAUCGUCUCAUUUGAUCCCCGCGGCGUGAAUAGCUCAACGCCCACUUCCUCCUGCUACCCCGAUGCUAAGACGCGAGAUGAACUGUCACGGGUUCGAGCCGGCAAUGUCUCAAAAGAUAGCUCUGAGGUCUAUGCGUGGACGAAGAAUUUUGCUCAAGCCUGUCAUGAUACGAUGGGCGAAUAUGGCAAAUAUAUCAACACUCCACAGACUGCAGCUGAUAUGAACAGUAUAUUGGAUGCACUUGGUCAAGACGAUAUGUUCUAUUGGGGUUUCAGCUAUGGCACUCUGCUUGGGCAGACGUAUGCAGGCUUAUUCCCCGAGAGAUCAAAGCGUGUGGUUAUCGAUGGAGUGGUGAACCAGUUUGAGUGGUACGAGAAAAAUUUCGAGUUGGAGUCGAUGGUCGACACGGACUCUGUGCUUUAUGGCUUUUUUGAUGAGUGCAUGAAGGCUGGCACCGAAAACUGCGAGCUGUCAUCACUUGCAACAUCCACAGAAGCACUGCGCCAGACAGUAGUCUCAUAUCUGGAGACACUUCAAGAGGAGCCAAUUAGUGUCUAUAUCAAUAACUCUGUCUACGGCUUGCUCGACUAUGAAAAGAUCUUGUAUAACGGCAUCUUCCCCGCCUUGUACAAACCCUCGACAUGGUUCUCUCUAGCUGACAACCUAUACAAACUGAUUCAAGGGAACGCGACCAAUGCUUUCUUGACGUAUGGUACUCCAGAACCAAAACUAGACGAAUCAAACGAUUUUGUGACCCUGAAUGACGGACUCACUGGCCUCAAUCAUUGGCCCCAGGGUAAACAAGAAAUGCUCGAUUGGAUCAUGCCAUGGCUCAACCAAAGCUUGUUUAUUAGUUGGAAUCUCAAGUCAUACUACUUGAAACAGCAUUGGAAUGUGCCAAGAAUACAUUCAUACGUUCCACGCAAAGGCGUUGAAACGGCACAUCCACUCCUGAUCCUAUCAACUACCUACGACCCCGUGUGUCCACUCAUAUCAGCGCACUCAGCCAAGGAGGCAUUUUUGGACUCGCAGAUUGUUGAAGUCAAGGGCUAUGGGCACUGUUCUAUUGCAGUCGCGUCCACUUGCGCCGCGAAAAUCUUGCGUGAGUUCUUGUAUGAAGGCAAACUGCCCAGCGCAUAUACACAGUGCGAGGUAGAUUCGCAAUACUUUGUCAGGCCGGAUAAUGGUGAACGACUCAUCGCCCAUAGACACUUCGAGGAUCCGGAGGAUGAGAAGAUCCACCUUGCACAAUUGGCACUAGCGAGAGACUGGGACUAUUCAGGGAUGCGACGAUAUUAG